Bombina bombina (fire-bellied toad) is the source of this 697-nucleotide messenger RNA. It is a transcript of the gene RPS8, whose product is annotated as ribosomal protein S8. The record is from RefSeq and is a predicted model, not a curated record. Gene Ontology annotation, molecular function: structural constituent of ribosome. Bases 21 to 647 code for a protein of 208 amino acids. The transcript has 6 exons. Gene Ontology annotation, cellular component: ribosome; cytosolic small ribosomal subunit. Gene Ontology annotation, biological process: maturation of SSU-rRNA from tricistronic rRNA transcript (SSU-rRNA, 5.8S rRNA, LSU-rRNA); translation. NCBI's taxonomy places the organism in Eukaryota, Metazoa, Chordata, Amphibia, Anura, Bombinatoridae.
UUUCUAGCCAGCGCCUGAGAAUGGGUAUCUCAAGGGACAACUGGCACAAGCGCCGCAAGACUGGGGGCAAAAGGAAGCCUUACCAUAAGAAAAGAAAGUAUGAGUUGGGUCGCCCUGCUGCCAACACUAAGAUUGGUCCCCGUCGUAUCCACACAGUUCGUGUCCGUGGUGGUAACAAGAAGUAUCGUGCUCUGAGGCUGGAUGCUGGUAACUUCUCUUGGGGCUCUGAAUGCUGCACCCGCAAGACAAGAAUCAUUGAUGUAGUGUACAACGCAUCAAAUAAUGAACUGGUUCGAACCAAGACCCUGGUAAAGAACUGUAUUCUCCUGAUCGACAGCACCCCUUACAGACAGUGGUAUGAGGCCCACUAUGCUACACCACUGGGACGCAAGAAGGGAGCUAAACUUACACCUGAAGAGGAGGAAAUUCUGAACAAGAAGAGAUCUAAGAAAACACAGAAGAAAUACGAAGAGAGGAAAAAGUUGGCUAAGAUCAGCCCACUCUUGGAGGAACAGUUUCAGCAGGGCAAACUGCUUGCCUGCAUAGCAUCUAGACCUGGUCAGUGCGGCCGAGCAGAUGGAUAUGUCUUGGAGGGUAAAGAGUUGGAGUUUUACCUAAGAAAAAUUAAGGCCAAGAAAGGCAAAUAAAGAAUUUGCCAAUUGUAAACAUCAAAUAAAUGGAACUUUAUUAAAACAGA